This is a messenger RNA of Bipolaris maydis ATCC 48331, 294 nucleotides long. The record is from RefSeq and is a predicted model, not a curated record. Lineage: Eukaryota; Fungi; Ascomycota; Dothideomycetes; Pleosporales; Pleosporaceae.
AUGCUACAUACACAAUACACUGUGUUAUAUUUGUGUAUUCGUGCAAGGCGCGCUUUCUACUCGCUGUGUACGGAAGCGCAUGUCAAAGGUCUGACAUACGCCAAUCUUGACGCUUUAGUGCUCCUCCUCUUGGUACAAAGUUCCUGCUUUGAAAUUUAUCGGAAGUUAGUAACCAUUUUUGGUAAUCCAUUCUCUUGGCAACAGCUUCUGGUAUUGAUACAUGCCGAACGUCGGACGUUGAAGAGUGUCGGACAUUGGACGUCUGCCGAAGUAAGACCGGAUAUAGGCUCAUAA